CUCCAAGGAACAGGUGAAGUGACCUGAUCUUCUUUUCUCUCUCCUCUCCUGAGAAUCAACAAAUACUCGAACCAUAAAAGCUGAUCGGCGCCCACUUUCUGCUCCGGCGUCACCUUGUUCUCCUCUUCUUCUUUGACCAGUCGUCUGGCCAGGCUUGACCCUCGUGUGAAACUCUCCGCUCCAUCUUCCCGUCACCACUCUCUUCCGCUCCGUCUGCCGGUCUGAACCUCUCGCUGCCGAGUCUCACUCGUUCUCUCUCACAACCAUGGCGUCCCCCGUCGCCUCGGCCGCCUUGCGGUCUCGCGUCCAUCGCGCGUCGAUGCUCAAGAAACUCACCCGCCCCCAGGACCUCCUCCAGCACUUCCCCAACGGCACCUACCUCGGCUGGUCCGGCUUCACCGGUGUCGGCUACCCCAAGAAGAUGCCUACUUUCCUUGCCGACCACGUCGAGCAGAAUAGUCUCCAGGGCCAGCUGCGCUACAGCCUCUUCGUCGGUGCCUCGUCCGGCGCCGAGACGGAGAACCGAUGGGCCGGCCUCGACAUGAUCGAGCGCCGCAGCCCCCACCAGGUCGGCAAGGCCAUCUCCAAGGGCAUCAACGAGGGCCGCAUCCACUUCCACGACAGGCAUCUGUCCCAGUUCCCCGUCGACCUCGUCUACGGCUUCUACACCAAGGACCGCCCUAACAAGAACCUGGACGUUGUCGUCGUCGAGGCCACCGAGAUCAAGCCCGACGGCAGCAUCGUCCCCGGAGCCUCCGUCGGCGCCACCCCCGAGCUCAUCCAGAUGGCCGACAAGAUCAUCAUCGAGGUCAACACGGCGCUGCCCAGCUUCGACGGCCUGCAUGACAUCACCAUGACCGACCUGCCGCCGCGCCGUAAGCCCUACCUCAUCACGAGCGUCGAGGACCGCAUCGGAUCCAACUCCAUCCCCAUCGACACGGAAAAGGUCGUCGGUAUCAUCGAAUCCGAUUACCAAGACCAGACGGCCCCGAAUACCCCCCCCGACGCUUCGUCGCGCGCCAUUGCAGGCCACCUCAUUGAGUACUUUGAGCACGAGGUCAAGCACGGCCGCCUGCCCAAGAACCUCCUACCCCUGCAGUCCGGCAUCGGCAACAUCGCCAACGCCGUCGUCGGUGGUCUCAAGGACUCCAACUUCUGGAACCUCAAAGUCUGGACCGAGGUCAUCCAGGACACUUUCCUUGACCUCUUCGACUCAGGCCACCUUGAUUUCGCGACCGCCACCUCGAUCCGCUUUUCUCCCGAGGGCUUCCAGCGCUUUUACGACAACUGGGACAGCUACCACAACAAACUCCUCCUCCGCAACCAACAGGUUUCCAACUCCCCCGAGAUCAUCCGCCGCCUCGGCGUCAUUGGCAUGAACACGCCUGUCGAAGUCGACAUUUACGCACACGCCAACAGCACGUGCGUCAUGGGUUCCCGCAUGCUCAACGGCCUCGGCGGUAGCGCCGAUUUCCUCCGCAACGCCAAGUACAGCAUCAUGCACACUCCCUCAACUCGCCCUUCAAAGACGGACCCUCACGGAGUCAGCUGCAUCGUGCCUAUGUGCACGCAUAUCGAUCAGACGGAGCACGACCUCGAUUGCAUCGUAACUGAACAGGGCCUCGCUGACGUGCGCGGUCUCAGUCCCCGUGAGCGCGCGCGCGUCAUCAUCAAGAAAUGCGCCCACCCCGUCUACCAGCCCAUUCUCGAGCGCUACUUCGACAAGGCCGAGUUCGAGUGCCUCCGCAAGGGCAUGGGACACGAGCCUCACCUUCUCUUUAAUUCUUUUGAUCUGCACAAGGCGCUGGUUGAAGAGGGUAGCAUGCAAAAGGUCAAGAGCUUUUAGGCGUAGGCCGCAGAGCUGGGCAGUAUUCAAGGAGGAGCACUACAAAUACCCUUAAAACGUUUCCUUUUUAUAUAGAUCCUUAGACGACUAAUGCAUUUUCGAAUUAAAAAGUUCCUGAAAUCACGCGUCUGUGGGCUACUUUAUGGAAUCACCGGACAAUGUUGCGGAUGGGACGAUAUGAUUCAAGAGCAGUUGCAUGCAGGCACACUCAUCCAGCAUAUCAUCCUAUUCUCGAGCGUGUAAGGUGGGAUGAGUGGACGGAUCGCAGUAACAGACUUAUAGUCGGCCUGCGAAGGGCGUUACCUGUUGGUCUAUAUGUCUUAUUUUUGGUGCGUCCUGAAGUAAUUCCUGGCCUUCCUAGGUGCCUAGGGAAUGGGGCUCCGCAUCCCUACACCUCCCUUGACCUCU
Molecule: messenger RNA, 2254 nt
Organism: Colletotrichum destructivum
Lineage: Eukaryota; Fungi; Ascomycota; Sordariomycetes; Glomerellales; Glomerellaceae
Product: Putative acetyl-CoA hydrolase/transferase, nagB/RpiA transferase
Exons: 1
Coding region: 266-1846 (526 amino acids)
Biological process (GO): acetate metabolic process
Cellular component (GO): mitochondrion
Molecular function (GO): acetyl-CoA hydrolase activity; acetate CoA-transferase activity
Source: RefSeq, a predicted model, not a curated record